CAGUUUGAAACCUAUAACGUACAAAUUUUAUCGGCAAAGAGUUUGCAUUUGUCACUUUUUUAUGAAAGUGGCUAGGUCCAGCAGGCGUCCUUCAUGUGUAUUCCCUCUCAAGGUUGAUUGUUCGGCGAUUCCGUUCCCGCGCACAGCGGCGGCGCAUUCUCUCUAUCGCUGCCUAGCCCUGCGAAAUAUUCUGCUCUACAAUGAAGCACAUAUGGGUUCACUUCAGCCUGACAUGAAAGAUCCUCCAGGAAGACCACCCUUUGCAGCCGCCAAGCUUUUAUGGGAUCCAGAAAUCAACCCGGCAUAUCGCGUUCCGCUGUACCGUAUUGAUGGUAUCGUAGAAGGGCAUGACGCUCCUGACAGUGAACCUGUAGUUGAUCCAAGGCCAUCGCUACAUUUCCGAAGUCUAUACCGGAAACAAAUAGCUGAUUUGCCGUUGCCAUCUUUUAGGAUCGACGAACAUUAUGUUGGCGAGAAGCCAGAAAAGGAAAUUACUUUCUCCAAUCUCAAUGACAAUAUCAGUUAUAAAAACCUAGAAGACAUGUGCAAGAAAUUUGGUACAAUAGAAGAGGCCAAAGUCUACUAUCAUCCGCAAACACAGCGGCAUUUGGGAGUUGGAACAGUUGUUUUUCGAAGCUCUAGAAGUGCGAAGACAUGCGCCGAUGCACUGCACAAGACCUCUAAGAUGGGAAACAUUAUGAACGUGCAAGUCGAUUUCUUGGGUAAAUUCCGAACUCAGCUUUUGAAUGAGCUGAUGGCUGAUCUUCUGCCCCGUCAUGGAAAUGAAAUCCAACAUGUCCCCACUUCCCAAAGCGUUUCAAUUAAGAACAAAUCCUUCCCAUAUGACGCUCAUCUGUUCUUCCCUCCGGACAAUCGCGGAACAGCACAUGGAUACGAUCCCUCAGUUAAACCUGGUGAAUUUUUCCCUUCUGGGUGCAGCACUGUAGAUCUGAAAGGGCGCUUCACAGCUUCAGACCAAAUUCCUGUAGUGCCUCCCAGCUGUGCAACAUCGUUCGUUUCUCGUUCCCUUCAUUGUAUGGGAGACAAAUGCAACUUGCACAACAACGUUGGCUCCUCCAACGAUCAACUUUUGCCUGGAUGCCACAUUUCGGUCGAGGAUAAGCACUCCUCACCGUCGCGGCAACAACCGCUUCCAAAAAGGGCCGGUUUAAAUCCAACAGUGGAGCACACGGGCGUAACACAAGAGAGAGUUCCAAGGGAUCUGCCUCAGGGAAAAUGCCUUUCUGAAAGAAUGGGUUCCGUGGACUCCACCAGUAAAGCACUGCCUCAUCCCGAAGAAUCAUUGGAAUCAAGGAUACAAAGACUUCUUCGUCUUAACAGUCUCUCUUCAACUGGUACAGGUGUAUGCGGCUCCUCGGGUUUACCUAAGACACAGUCUAGUGUAACCGCAGACUUGCACCCUACCCGUUUUGAUGGAUCAAUUCAAUUUGUGAAUCCAGUUACUCAGCGUGCAAUCUCUGUUCCCGUAUCACAGCCUGAGGCAGCACCUUGCUCCUCAUCUAUUUUACCUGAAUCAUUGAGGCAAACUGGCGAAGAGUCACACAACCCUCAGCUGUCCGCGGCAAAUCGUCGUACUCUCCUACCAACUCCUGAAUCAGUCAACUCGAUGAAGGCUGCCGCUGGUGCUGCGAACCUCCAAAACUCACCUGAUGCAUCAUUAGCUGAUCGAUCUUCGCUAUUAAGAUCCCAUGCUAAGCCAGUGGAUUUGGCUUCCGUCUCUUUCAUUAUUGAAGAAGUGAAGGCUAUGUUUCUUGAUGAACUAAAGAAUAUCAUGCACCGGGAUGUGACUCGACGCAUCGUUGAAGGAAACGCCUUCAAAAUCUUUUCCACAUGGUGGGAUUCUUAUGAUAGUCAGCAUGGAUCUCGGAGCGCUGGAACAUCACACUCUGCUGCUACCGCAAACACGUCGGCAAUGCGGAACUCCACUUUUAGGCCCCAAGUGUCUAUAGCCGUGAGCGGAACGUCUGCCGAGAACACCACUUCCUUCACGGCUGAUCUCUCGAUGGACGUCUCUCGAUCCUCCGUGUCUUCUGCAUGCACCCACACCACGAUUCCCGGUCAAAGUAUGCCGAGUAUGGGCUCUUCCACCCUCUCUCAAUCUUCGCAGUCCGGUUUAAAUGCAUUUGGCUUUGGCUUAUUCACUGGCUUACGCACACCGUUGCCGAAAAUUCGAAGGAAACCGCGCCCUCCAACUCCAUCACCUUCACCUCCUCCCUGCCCAAAAGCGCCUUUAAACAUGCCCCUGACACGCCCAAAGGCACAUCAGUCAGACCCACGACAUUCCGCUGUCCACCACCGGACACCUCGGCGUAGCCUUUCUUCUACUGACGGUACAUCAUCAGGUGGCGCAAGCGCUCCUGCAUCUGAUGGAGAGUAUAAGUGGAAUAACGAGGAUCGUGCUGAUGCAAGAACCUCGGCCUCUGAAACUCUUCGAAAAUCGGACGCGGAUGACCGAUCACAACUUGUUUCCGGUAGAUCUCACCGCCGAUUUGCCGGUCAUGAUUGGCCAAGAAGUGAUGUCUCCAGUACAUCCAGUUCUGUUUCAAGGCGACUCUCCCUCACAUCACCGAAACAUAGCCCGUCCGGUUCAUUGUCUGGAUCUCCAAACCGCUAUUCUUCUCCAACUAGUAUUUCGGAAGGGGACAAGCUUCCUUCUGACCAUCUCAAUGGGAAACCGAAAAGCCGCUCCAAAGGGACUGUUCGCGUAUCAGACGUUUUCGCCCCAAGUUCGGAUGGUGAAUCUUUCGCUCAGUCUCCACGUCCUUCUGUCGGGGGUACUACCUCUCAGGUCGACGGAGGCAGUUCAGAGGAGUCCACCGAACCAUUAGCCAAUGAAUCUGAGGCUGAACGCCUAGUUAAAUCUGCGUCCGAUCCUUUUCCGGAGACUUCACCCCGACUAUCUGAUGUACAGUCAUCAUUGGCGAAUGUCUGUGAUAUGCAAUCCGCUAGUGGUCCUCGGUCUCCUCUCUCCGGCGAACCUGAUCGAAGCCCGGAAAAGCCUUCCUCAAAGUCGUUGAGCUCAGAUAACUCCUUGUCCUCUUUGGAUGAUGAGACUGACACCGCAGUGCUUUCACCAAGGGGUUCUCCACAACCUCAACAAACCUCUUCCAACCGUAAAGGAUACAGCGUCUCCACACUUGAACUAGAACGGAGUAAGCGUGUAGCUAAACGCAAAGUCCGCCCUCGUCGAAGGUCUCAUAACGCCUCCGGCACCCAACGUGGACGUGGAAAGUCCCGCAAACCGUUGCUGUCAAAUGCUCCCCGUGCCCCUUCGUCACAGGAACGUCGGUCCUACAGGCGCUAUAAUCGCACUCGGCACUCGGCCAGCUGUACCUCAAUGGAUUCGCAGUCAUCUUUGAAUGAUUCUCCUGUCGAAGACAGUUACAUUUCCAACCGCGUUCACAAUAAUGACUUGACAAGUGUUCCUCCCGAGCAUCAGUGGCCUGCGCUAAGAUCUUCUUUAACUGCAUCUGAUGGCGAUCCGCAAACAACUCAUGUACAAACGUCUCGAAUGACCCAUUCACAGCCUAUCCAGACUGUUCCUGGUUAUGUCUGCGCUUCGCCCGAUGGCUGUCAACCUGUGGCUCAAAACAAAACGAAAACCUCGCAGCCAUCAAGGGGACCAUCUUUGCUAACGGAGCCAACCAUGGACAGGAGUGCGUAUGAUGCACACAUGGAAACUAGGCGAAUACCCUAUAAACCUGGCAAAGAGAAUGCGCGGAAAUCAACCAGCGUGCUAAGACAUCUGGAGGAAUCUUUGCUCUCACCACCCACUGAGCAAUGGAAGGGUCACGAGGACGAUACGGAGAGCGCAUCGGACGAAUCGACAGAAAUCAUUGAUACGGUGCACAGACCUUACUGCUGGCCUGAACAACUGAUGCAAGAACACAACUAUUUCCAUCUUCCAACGAUUGGGACAACUAUCAAAUAUCGUUCACGUAGAUCCAGGCGAGGGUACAAAGAUCACGCCUCCGACCUGCUGCGCAACGGUAUGAAACCAGAAUUGCAGCCGUCUGAUUUCGGCCACCGCAGUCGUAAGCGGCCGUGGCCACUAACGGCUUUGGAUGAUAGCCUGGCCUCUACAGUCGAGGCGGAGUUUCGGUUGCAUUCGCAAAGAUUUAAGGAUAAACGUGUGGCAACCUCCUUAUCAAACGAGUUAACAGACCGAGAUGAUCCCUCUCUCUUGUCUUCGUCUAACUAUGUGCCAACAUCCAGACUUGUUACUGAGAAUCGCUCUAAAGCUCGAAUACGUGGCAACCGCGAGUUGGCCAGCCUAUUCACCCCUGUUGUGAGGGCGGACCUUGAGCGUGAUGUGGUGGUCGAAUCGUGCAAAAAACAUGUUUCCAGUCCACCUUCUCACGUGAAAGUUCCUCCCCCAAUUUUCAAACCCAGGACGGCAGAAGAAGAGAAUUACGUGUUGCGCUUGAUAACACUCCAUGGGUUGGAUGCUGAGGAUAUCGGAUUCCUCCAAGCAGCACAUACACACCUGUCCAACUGCAGCUCUACCUCUGUUUGCCAAUGGUGCGAACGGAACCCCGAACACGCCGCUCUCUUUGCCUUUCCUGACCUCAUCUCUCCCAAACUGGUGUCUGCUGUUCGAUCCCUUCCUUGGGUCGAUCAUCCGCCCACACUGAUCCCUGACCCAACUGAUGCUCCAUGCUACCUCAGCCCAGAUGGUCGUCUGCUGAAAUAUUCGGAUCUAGAUUCACGUAUUCAUUUCUCCCGAGCCACCCAUGAACAAAAAUGGCCGUUGCGCGCAUGCCAGUCACGAUUCUAUAAACGUGCUCGAACAGCUCGGUUGGCCCCGGCCCAAUCGGUUGUCGGCGCACUGAGUCGUGACCGCAAAGUCUCUCGUGCCCUAUUCGGCUCCGACAGUUCGAUGUCUCCCGAUUCCGGUAAUCAGCACUCUUCAGGCUCGGAUUCUGAGACACAGAAGACUGCGGAGCCGGACCAGUCACCAUUAGCCGCGCGGCCAAAAUGGUCAGAUGUCGAUAAGCAGCUCUACGUGGUAUCUGCAUUUGCUUCUUAUCAGCAAUUGGACAGCACACGUGACCCGCUAGCGGAUAACGUGGAUUUCCACCUUGGGCCAGCCGCAUCCCUGCCACCUGUACAUUCUUCAGGCUGUGCGCGAGCUCAAGGAUUUUAUCCAAUACCUGCUGAGGAGCGGUUCCGUCGUCCUUGGUCUGUCGGUCGCAGUCUUAUCGGUGACGAUGGCCAGCGACGCCCGAUCCCUCUGAUGCCUGCCACCGUUGAAGCCCAGCUUGGCGUCAGUGCUAUUCUUCAAGUGUUCGGAGGUAACCUAGAGGACCGUCUGACAGAACAGGCGUCCGAAGCGAAGAAGAAACAGCUCACCCAGUUUCGAGAGGCACGUUCUGUACAACGACGAUUGCUUGCCGAAUUCCAGGAUAUCGAGACGGGUGAUUUGCUGAAAUUUAACCAACUUAAAUUCCGCAAGAAACAACUUAUUUUUGCCAAAUCCCCCAUCCAUGCGUGGGGUCUGAUCGCGUUGGAACCGAUCGCGGCCGAGGAAAUGGUGAUCGAAUAUGUUGGGCAGGUGGUGCGCAAAUCAGUGGCUGAGCUGCGUGAACAACAAUACGAAGCUAAGGGAAUUGGAGGCUCUUAUCUGUUCCGAAUCGACGAUGACUUCGUCAUCGACGCUACCAUGUGCGGGAACAAUGCUCGGUUCAUCAACCACAGCUGCCAGCCCAAUUGCUACGCAAAGAUUAUCACUGUUGAAGGCAAGAAGAAAAUAGUUAUCUACUCAAAACGCGACAUCAACGUGAUGGAGGAGAUCACCUACGACUACAAAUUCCCGUACGAAGAAGAAAAAAUACCUUGUCUUUGUGGCGCCUCCGGUUGUCGAGGCACUCUGAACUGAAGCUCCUCAGAAACGCACUCGGAGAUGCCAAACAACUUGAUUCGCCUUGUACGCCUUUGAACCACUGGCGCUUCUCUGUACAUCCUUUCACUACCCCACUCUUUUGUUGUCUUUACAACGAAGUUUCUUACCGCCCGACUGUACCAUCAUCGAACCGGGCUAUUCGAAUGCACCAGUGCUUACGAUUUUUAUCACUACUCUCAGAUUUCUGUAGGUCCAUUUGAGGAUGUCUGCCAACCACGUCUUGUAAAGAUUUGCUAUCAUAUUCAGCCCAUAUUUCUUCAAUUUCUCGAACGAGUUAUUGUGCCUUUUGUUCAGCAAUCCUUGUUGUGAAAUGGCUGUGUUUCUCCAUCCUCCAUCCGCACCAACCACUGAUCUCGCUCACUUCCAUGUAGAGAGAAAGGUGUUACAUGCUCGCUCUUGCCCUCUUCCACCAGAUAGUAUAGUGUUUGCCUCAUCGCGAUCGCACUACACCCCCAUCCUUGUUUUGUCUUUUUUAAAUCGCAUCACGGAGUAGAAUCUGAGUUAGACAGCCGUUAUGAUUAUCUCAACGCUGAUCAACUAUACAUGCAUAUAUGUACUAUUUGUCUGUUUCUGGGGCAGAAUGCAUCGUUUAGGUUAUCACUGUGAUGA
Molecule: messenger RNA, 6532 nt
Organism: Dicrocoelium dendriticum
Lineage: Eukaryota; Metazoa; Platyhelminthes; Trematoda; Plagiorchiida; Dicrocoeliidae
Source: the annotation of a GenBank genome assembly